AUGCACGUGUCAGAAUGGCGCAAUUGCAUCAAAAAUCCAGAAGAUACACGAGCUGAACGCAAUGAAGUCAGAAGAUUAGAACAACGACAAUCACGCCGUUACACAGUCAGUAGACGAAGAACAAAUGACCAACAACGACAACAGGUACAUCGAGCAUUUAUAUCUGAUUCAUUCCUGCGUCUAGCAUUGCAGUAUGAGCCCGAUAUUGAAUAUUAUGCUCAUUCAAAAGUGGUAAUUGGUGCUAUGGACAAGGAAUGUCCGCAUUGUCAUGCUCUGAAAUUCAAAAAUGAGCCAGCUGGGAUGUGUUGCGCGUCAGGAAAAGUGCAACUACCUGAAAUUUAA
Parnassius apollo (apollo) is the source of this 342-nucleotide messenger RNA. Lineage: Eukaryota; Metazoa; Arthropoda; Insecta; Lepidoptera; Papilionidae. The record is from the annotation of a GenBank genome assembly.